Molecule: messenger RNA, 2027 nt
Organism: Musa acuminata AAA Group (dessert banana)
Lineage: Eukaryota; Viridiplantae; Streptophyta; Magnoliopsida; Zingiberales; Musaceae
Product: phosphatidylinositol 4-phosphate 5-kinase 5-like
Exons: 3
Coding region: 189-1613 (474 amino acids)
Source: RefSeq, a predicted model, not a curated record
CCAUUCUCACGUUGACACCAUCACACACCCUCGCCCUCCCUUCUCUUCCUUUCCUUCGUAUUUGGUUGCAAUAAGGAGAAAAGUGAAGAGAGACAAGGAACUCUUUUCUCCUCUCUCUCUCUCUCUCCCUCCGUGUGAUGAGGCAGCAGUCGCAGCUACCGCACCGGUCACCGCCCAUCUCUCGAUAAAUGCAUCAUAAGAGAUCGGAAUCCGAGAUCGGAAAGGAAACCCACGCUCCCUCUUCCUCUUCCGGUUUCCAUCCGCGUCCUCCUCCUCUCCUCCCUCUCUUCCACCCUUCCGCCCCCAACCCUAACCCUAAUCUCGAUUCCCCCCAUGGGCUCUCCGUCCCCCACAAGCGGCCCAUUAUGAACCCUCCCGGCGCCGCCGAGCCCUCGCCCUCCGCCAUCGCGACCUCCCCCGCCCCAGUCCGCCGGCGCCUCGCCCCCUCCGCCGCUGCCGCCCGCUCCGCGGCCCGCCACAUCCUCCGCCGGCUCCACCUCCGCCUCCGUCUCUUCCUCCUCCUCUCCUUCCCCUCCCUCUACCUCCUCAUCACGUCCUCCGGUGACGCCGCCCCCGAUCGCUCCUUCCUCCUCGACUUCUUCUCCGCGGUCGCCUUCUCAUCCGUCCUCCUCCUCGUCCUCUGCGUCUCACUUAACGCCCUGCCCCUUCCUUCCUUCCGUCUCCUCUUCUCCCGCUCCUCCGCCCUCCUCCUGCCACGCCACCACCUCCCACGCCGCACGAGCCCCGUCCUCUGGUCCAUUGGCAGCUCCUCCUCCCCCGACAAGCCCAAGGUCGACCGCCGCCCGGCCUCGGGGUCUGACGUUCAGGUCUACAGCAAUGGGGAUAUCUUCGAGGGCGAGUUCCAUCGGGGCAAGUGCUCAGGGAGCGGGGUGUACUAUUACUAUAUGAGCGGCAGGUUCGAGGGCGAUUGGGUCGACGGGAAGUACGAUGGGUAUGGGGUGGAGACCUGGGCCCGAGGGAGCCGAUAUAGGGGCCAAUACAGGCAGGGACUCCGGCAUGGGUUCGGGGUGUAUAGGUUCUACACGGGUGAUGUGUAUGCAGGGGAGUGGUCGAACGGGCAGAGCCAUGGAUGCGGGGUGCAUACAUGCGAGGAUGGAAGCCGAUAUGUUGGGGAGUUCAAGUGGGGGGUGAAGCAUGGGCUUGGCCACUACCAUUUCAGGAAUGGAGACACGUAUGCUGGGGAAUACUUUGCAGACAAGAUGCAUGGAUUUGGGGUGUAUCGUUUUGCAAAUGGGCAUAGAUAUGAAGGUGCCUGGCAUGAGGGCAGGAGACAGGGCUUGGGAAUGUACACAUUCCGAAAUGGGGAGACACAGUCAGGUCACUGGCAAAAUGGUGUCCUUGAUACUUUGAGCACGCAGAGCAUUAAUCUCGCAUCGCCAGUUGCUGUAAACCAUUCAAAAGUUUUGAAUGCAGUCCAGGAAGCUCGAAGAGCAGCAGAAAAAGCCUAUGAUGUGCCUAGGGUUGAUGACAGGGUGAACAGGGCUGUUGCUGCAGCAAAUAAGUCGGCCAAUGCAGCUAGGGUCGCUGCAGUAAAAGCUGUUCAAAAUCGCAUCCCUGACAAUGGUGAUGACAUACGAAACCACAUUGUGUGAAACAUGCUUCAAAUUUGGACAAAUAAGUCUUUGAAGAAUUACCAGUGUCUGCUUUGGACAAUUAGCGGAUGUCCAGAAGCGAGCAUCAAUAAGAAACUUCCAAGCUUCAUCCAUGCAGCAUAUUGUGUUCUUUGUCUUCCCUCUUUUCUCUUUCCACUGCUAUGCUUCAACUGACCUCACUGUGAGAUACUUUCAGUUGUCGAAGAUAACUGAUAGACGACUCAGAUUUCAGAUUUCUUUUGCCUUUUUGCUUGCGCUAUGUAAGACGUGAAUGUGAUGACUGUUCAUCACAAUGCGGAACUGGUGGAUUAUGUUUCGGUCUGUGUAGAGAGUUGUUGUGUGUCCGGCUGUGCAGGCUAGAGAUCAAUUGGUUGUAUGCGGAACCUUGUCAACUUUAUGGAUAUCUUCAGAUCA